AUGUUCCUACAGAUGCUACACAUGAAGCAAAUGGAUACGGAGAAUGACUCUUCAGUGACUGAGUUCAUUCUUGUGGGAUUAACAGACCAGCCUGAGCUCCAGCUGCCCCUCUUUGUCCUGUUCUUGGUGAACUACACAGCCACUGUGGUGGGAAACUUGAGUUUAAUGAGUCUCAUCUGUCUGAAUUCACAUCUUCACACACCAAUGUACUUUUUUAUCCUCAACUUGUCCUUCAUUGACUUCUGUUAUUCAUUUGUUUUUACCCCAAAAAUGCUGAUGAGCUUUGUCUCAGAAAACAACACCAUCUCCUUCACAGGAUGCAUGGCUCAGCUAUUUUUUUUCUGCCUUUUUGUUAACUCUGAGUGCUAUGUGCUGACAGCCAUGGCCUAUGAUAGGUAUGUGGCCAUCUGUAGGCCCCUUCUGUACACAGUAGUCAUGUCUCCCAGGACUUGUUCCCUGCUAAUGCUUGCGUCACACUUGAUGGGGCUCUCUACUGCCGUUGUCCACACAGGAUGUAUUAUCAGGCUUAGGUUUUGUGAUUCCAAAGUUAUCAACCACUACAUGUGUGAUACAUUCCCCCUCCUUGAGCUCUCCUGUGGUAGCAACCAUGCCAGUGAGCUUGUGAGUUCUGUUUCUGUGGCUGUAGUCGUUGUUGUAUCCAGCCUCAUUAUUGUAUCCUCCUACGCUUUGAUUCUUGUUAAUGUAAUUCAUUUGUCAUCAUCUAAGGGUUGGUCCAAAGCCGUGAGCACAUGUAGUUCUCACAUAAUAACUGUUGCCCUCUUCUACGGAUUUGGUCUGCUGGCUCACAUCAAACCGUCAUCGGCAGAGUCCGUGGUUCAGAGGAAAUUUUUUUCAGUAGUUUACACUUUUGUGCUGCCUUUGCUGAACCCCCUCAUUUACAGCCUCAGGAACAAGGAUGUCAAACUUGCGGUGAAGAGAACACUGAAGAGAAUCACAGUCUAA
This is a messenger RNA of Peromyscus californicus insignis, 963 nucleotides long. Its product is annotated as olfactory receptor 143-like. Bases 1 to 963 code for a protein of 320 amino acids. The record is from RefSeq and is a predicted model, not a curated record. NCBI's taxonomy places the organism in Eukaryota, Metazoa, Chordata, Mammalia, Rodentia, Cricetidae. Gene Ontology annotation, cellular component: membrane. Gene Ontology annotation, molecular function: G protein-coupled receptor activity; olfactory receptor activity; odorant binding. Gene Ontology annotation, biological process: sensory perception of smell; G protein-coupled receptor signaling pathway. The transcript has a single exon.